Phytophthora sojae is the source of this 1413-nucleotide messenger RNA. RefSeq lists its product as hypothetical. Lineage: Eukaryota; Oomycota; Peronosporomycetes; Peronosporales; Peronosporaceae. Bases 1 to 1413 code for a protein of 470 amino acids. The record is from RefSeq and is a predicted model, not a curated record. The transcript is spliced from 4 exons.
AUGAGCGACACCAACGAGGACCACGCGCGCAAGUUCAAGGCCUUCUUGGACCAGACCCAGGAGCGUCUCGCACAAGUGGCGUUCUGGGCCGACAUGCGCCAGAUCCUCGCCGUCAACAAAGGCUCGAGAGGCCUGGAGAUCCUCGACGACGUCGCCGAAGCCCUGCUCAAGGACCCCGACCACGCUGCUCAAGCUCUGAAGGGGUCAGUCUUGAUCCUGUCAGACCCGUCAACGCAGGAGACAGUGACGGAGGCGGCCGCGCAUCCAAUCUUCGGCGGCAAGGAUAAGAAGCGCGCGGCGACUAGCCCCGUCCAGGCAAGCAGUAAGUCCAAGAAGAAGUCGCGCCCGUCGUCCGAGUGGCUCGAGCACCUGGACUUCGAGUUGCGCGCGGACACGCCGAAGGACGUGAUUCGCGACAUCAAGGCCGUGUACCGUCAUACUCGGGCGCUCGGACUCGAGCCGUACCAGCGAGCAUUCCCUUGGGAACACAGACACUUGUUCUACGAUCCACUUGCGUACCCGGACGUCUACAUAGCGCACUGGCGCUUCUGGCACAGUUAUCGCAAGGCUUGCUUCGAUUGGGCGUUUCAUGUGCCCCUCGUCGACAAGAACGCGCUGACGCCGCGACGCAAGAGGAAGAUGAACGCCAUGCGCGAACGUCUCCGCCUCUGGGGCGGUCCGACGGGCAAGGCUACGCCAACCGGAGAAGCGACGACGCUCCCGGCCGUGCGCGGCUUGAGGUACUUGUUCAAGAAGGACAAGGAGGCGUACCGCCUGCGUAUCCGGGACGCAACGAAGCCGUUCCAGGUAGACUCGCCGCGGUUCCAGACACUGACCGAGAUGCUCGUGCAGACUGGAGCACUCGUCCCGACGGCCAAGCAUUCUCACCGUUUGAGCGGCAAGGCCCUGGCGCGCGUGGUGCUCGAUAUCACGUCGCCGACGCCCGUGCCCGACCACUGGGUUCCGUCCCUCACGAAAGGAGCGAUGCGUGCUCUUCUUGCUGACAAGACGAUCUCGGAGUUGCGUGUCAAGGUCGAGACGCAGCUCGGCGAUGGCAAGUUUCGGCCGAUGAAGGUGAACCCGUACAACGCGAAGGAGGGCGGUCAGGCGGGCGUAAUUCCACCGUACCGUCCAGACGGAACACCCACAGCACGCGGCCCGGCGACUACGGUCGACGACAGCAGCCCGACCUUUCGCGAGGAGCCGGAUGAGAUCGUCGCCAAGAUGGUGGUGGAAGCCGAGGCGAAGCCAAAGAGGAAGGCGUCGGGCGAGCUGGAGUACAUCACCACGGGAGAGGAGGCAGGCGCAGCCAACGAGGGUGAAGACGGAGUCUCCAACGACGAUGAUGAAGUGGAAGAUGACGAGUCGGACGAAGAGGAAGAGGAGCUGGAGACCGACGAGAUCGAUGAGUGA